AGCUGUUGACUGGUUGGUUGGCUGGUUUGGCUAGCCGCACUCAGAAUACUCGUCUCGGGUUCAGUUAGACUUUGGCAAACGUCUCGUCGUGAGUAAUCGAUGCGCUCUGGCGUGUCUUGUUUUGAUUGUUAUCCGAAGCUCUCGGAGGAGGAAGUUCCGGUUGCGCUCGUUUGUUGGAACGCGUUCAGUUAGUACUAGAAGAACUAGAAACCGGAGCUAGUUUUAUAGUGCGCUAACUAGUUUUAUAGUUCGCGUACUCUCGUCGUGGAAAGGCAAGAAAGAAAGUGCAUCCUUCCGCGUUGUGGUAUUAGUGGACCAGUUAUUGUUGUUGGUUUUUUGUUACGGUUCAACAAAAUAUUUCGGUUCGGAUAUUGAUUUUCCUUGGCUCAGCUCAGCUCAGCGGUUAGCACUGCGUUUAAUUGAGGUUAAGUUACGUGUGAAGAAACGUCGAGGUGGAACGCAGCCGAAAGAGAUACGAAUUAGAGUAGGCAUUGAAGGGUGUACUUUUUGUACAUAGCAGCGCACAGUGUAUGCGCUGCGUGUGAAGUACAGGGGAGUACAGUGGGACGACGAGGGGUGAUGCAGUGAAGGUUCACGUCCACCGAGAGAGCGAGAGAACGGGGGAAAGUAAGGUUGGAUUUCAGCUCGUUUUAGCUGUGCCCGUUAGCGCGGAUCAUAACAUCGCGAACUGUUGGACCAAAGACAGGACAGCAGCGUAAGCAAACGUGAGUGAGACAGAACGACGGAUAUGUGUGUGUGAGAGAAAGAGAACGAGAGGAAAGGGGUUUACAUACCUCAGCAAUCAAGUAAGAAGAGGAAUGGGGAAAAAGUGUAAGAAUCAGAUGUGACACAAUCUCCGCGAUACGCUGUUGGAGCUCGCUUCGAGCCUUAUGCUAUGAGUCAGCCCGUAGACGGCGGAGACCGGCAGCGACGAAGGAAACGCUAGUGAGCGGUCGCGAGGCCAAGUCAAGUGGCAGUCAAGGCAGUCGUGGUAAGAACAAAGAAGGCGAAAAAAACAUCAUCGUCAGUGUUUGGACUCUCGUACUGAGGAGGAGGAUACACCCAAUUUGCUUGCCUUGCUGGCCUGCCAGUAAUGGGCAAGAACGUCUCCAGAAUUGAACUCGGACGGAUUGUUGGCGGUGCAGGUGCGGUUGUCAGCUACGACGGCGACGACGACGACGACGAAUCGCAACAUGUUAUGCGGCCGCAGCGGUCGACGACAUCGUCAAGAACUUCGAAUCGAAAAAGUGAUUUUUAGAGUGUAAUUCGAGCGCGAUUUUGGGUGCGGUAAGACAAAUCUCCUAGAAUAUCAGCGACUACUUGAUUGGUCGGUGCAGGGAGCAGUAGUGACCAGAUAGUGAAGUGCCAGCAGGAGAAGUGUGUGGUGGAAUAGUUGGUGGUGUUGUGUCGUUUGUAGGCAAAGCAGGCGAGAGGCGGUUGCGAUCCAAAUAGUGGUCGAUUUUUGCAGCCUCAAGAGUUGUCGAAGAGUAAUGUGAACGUGUAUGAGUGCAUGUCACGCGCGCAUUACUCGAAGUAUUUUGUAUUUCGCUUCUCUACCUUCUUCUUCUGCCUCACACUGUUCGCCUCGACUCGAUCGAUGGGUUUGUAAGAAGUAAAUCAAAAAGGUGCCAGGAAAAAGUAGAAGCGGAGUAAAAUAGCGGAGGAAAAAAAGUAUGUGUGCUGCGCCGCUUCUCCUCUCGUUGUUUGGCCCACCAGUCGCACAGAGGCGGUCGAGCAGAGUGUAAAGUAUUGGCAACAUAGCAGAAAUUAAUAUUGUUUGAGAAGAAUAAUCGACGGGGACGACCAGCAAGCAAGCAGUGAGUGAGUGGUUUGAAAAUAAAACAACACAAGAAGAAUACGAAGACGGAAUGGAGCAAUAGUAAGAGUCGAAGGGGGAAGGAAGCAGAAGUGCAGUGCAGUGCAGUGCGGUGCAGUGCAGUGUUGAAUAAACGAGAGUUCCUGCUGCAAUCGAAGAAGGCUGUGGAGUGUGGGGAGUGCAGGCGCGCGAGAGGAAUAGAGAGCAAUAUCAAAUGCACAUAGUUUUUUUUUUCUCGUGUUGUUAUUAUUGCUGUUGCACUUAUAAUAGAUUCAUGCGCUGCACCAACACAGGCCGGGCGAAGUGAACACAGUCGACGACUCCCACAGAGACCGUUCCGUGCGCAGUGAGAGGAGUGUGUGCAAAGUGUGGCUGGCUGCGGCGACCGAAAAGUGUGGAAAGGCAAUAGAAAUCUACGAGCCCCGAAGUCAGUGUCUUUGUUCAAAUUUGCACGGAAAGAGAGUGCCAGCAGCUUGCAGGGCCUACUCGAUCAAAGUAAAAUCACAGUGUGCAAAUCUAGUUUUAUCAGUGUAAAGUUUGCCCUACAGGGAAGUGCCACCAAUCUAUCAACUGUCAUGCCCCGGUGUCAGAACCAUCAUCACCUGUCAAACGGAGACGUGUGUACUCCGUCGAUCGACCGGUCGGAGGAACCCCGGGUACCUCCACGGUACGGAAGUACACCGCCAGCACCGGCUAGUCUCUGCUAGGAGACACCCAAAAAAAAAACCUCGAGUGGACUUCCCAUUCCUCGUCUCCGGUACAGGUGUACCUGGCCUGGCGAGUUUUAUUUAUGGUGCAAAAGUUGGCCACAAGCAAGACGAAGUCAGUGGAAAGCGGAGGACGCAAACGGCACACUCAAUGAAGAAUAAGCAGCAACAGCAGGCACCAAAGAAGAAGCAGAAGCAGCAGCAACAGCAACAGAAGAAAAACUUGGAUAUCAUGUUGAGCUCUUCCUACUACAUCUAUAUGUCUGCCGGUACUCAGUUGCAGAUGGCACCACAGACAACUAUAGUACAACAGGUUGGCCAAAAUCAUCUCCAUUCGCAUCAUCUACAGCAGCAGCCCCAUUCGGUGCAGCAACCGCCGCCGCCGCCGCCACCGCAUUACAGCAGUCCGCAGCAGCAGGCCGCGGUCGCAGCAGCUGCCAGUGGAUUGGGCGUACCGCCUCAGCUCGGUUCGCUCACUAGCUUGCAUCAGCAGCAACAACAGUCACAUUAUACUAAUAACAACAAGGAUCAGGACUCGAACAUGAGUACCGGAUCGUCGCAUAGUGAUAAGGAGCUAGAGACUAUAAUCAAUACCCCGACGCCGGAGAAAAUUUCCCGAACGCCAUCCGAUCGGAAGCGAAAGCGGAAAGCACCGGACGAUAACGGUGGCCCGGGCGGAGGAGGCGGAGGUCAUGUUCGUGAUAGAGAUAGCGUUAAGGGUCCGCGUUUGACGAUACCACCAUUAGGCGAUAGUAAGAAAAUCAAUGACUACUUUUCCAAACAUCCGGUGAGCAGUCCGCAUCGGCCGCACCCGGCCGGAACCGGAGCUGGUGGUCCCCUAGGAGCAAUAAGUAAUUCUGGCCCUCAGGCACAGCCCGGUCAGCCGGGUAGUGUCGUCGGUGGAAGCCAAGGGCAAAGCCAACAGGUUUCCACGAAGAGUCCUAGCGCCCAACCGCCGCAUGGUCAGUAUCCAAUGUAUCCACCUAGUCCUCAACCACAGCUCGGCUCUGUGGUAAACUCCAGUGGUAAUCUAACCAGCGCCGCAGCGGCACAAGAGCUUUACGUGCGUUCUCAGCGUGUCCCAUCUUCCACACUAGUUCCUCCAUCAUCAGUAUCCGCCACGUCAUCGUCGUCGUUACUAAACUCAUCCUCACCUGUUGUUUCCGUUGCCGGAGUAGUAGUCUCGAACGCCCAGCAGCAACAAUCGCAUCGAGAUCGAGAUUCUCAGCCACCGCCACCUCCCCUGCCACCUGUAGCUGCUGUGCAACAACAGCAGCAGGUGCCGCCGCAACCGCCGGUCACACCGACGCCGACUUCCUUGGGGACCGCAAAUUCUUCACUAGCCAUCAAUAGUCUAGCGUCGUUAAACCAUGCCAACAACGGUACCAACACUAGCAACAACAGCAGUAGUAAUCACAGCAGCAUACCGACGGUUCAAUCCUUAGCUCAAUCAAAUGCCCAACAGCAAAGCCAGCAGCAGCAGCAGCAACCUCUGACGCCACCAGUUCCGCUGAUGGUGUCCAAGUUGGUUCAAACGGACCUCACCCUAGCCGAUAUUAGCGAUCGUGAUGCGGACUUCGAGAACUCGCGGACACGAGUCGACGAGUUGUCGCGGUUGUCCGACGAGCAAAAGUGUCAGAUCAGCGCCCACCAGAAGGUGAUCGAGCAGCACAAAAGCCACAUCAACAAGUGCAUCGAGGUGGUCAAAAAGCUGCUGAAGCAGAAGAGCAACAUCGAAAAGAAGGAGGCGCGGCAAAAGUGCAUGCAAAAUCGGCUCCGGUUAGGGCAGUUCGUGACCCAACGGGUGGGCGCCACCUUUCAGGAGAACUGGACCGAUGGAUACGCGUUCCAGGAGCUGGCCAAACGCCAAGAGGAGAUCACCGCCGAGCGGGAGGAGAUCGACCGGCAGAAGAAGCUGCUAAUGAAGAAACGGCCCACGAACAGUGAGACCGGCCGGAAGCGCAACAACUCGAGCACUUCGGCGGCGGCGGCAGCGGCAGCCGCAGCGGCCGGUUCCAGCACCACUACGGUGGCGGCCGCCAGCCAGCUCGCAUCCUCGCUGCACAAUGGCAACGAAAAUACGUUCCUAAAGCCGGAUCCGGUCGUCGGCAGUGGUAGCACCUUCACCAUUCAGGAGUACUACGAGUGCGACGAGAUACUGAAGCUGCGCCAGAACGCCCUCAAGAAGGAGGACGCCGACCUGCAGCUGGAGAUGGAGAAGCUCGAGCGGGAGCGAAAUCUGCACAUCCGGGAGCUGAAGCGAAUACACAACGAGGAUCAGUCACGCUUCAAUAAUCACCCCGUGCUGAAUGAUCGGUAUCUACUGCUGAUGCUCCUGGGUAAGGGUGGUUUUUCCGAGGUGCACAAGGCGUUCGAUCUAAAAGAACAGCGGUACGUAGCCUGCAAGGUGCAUCAACUGAACAAAGACUGGAAGGAAGAUAAGAAAGCUAACUAUAUUAAGCAUGCGCUACGGGAAUACAACAUUCACAAAGCGCUCGAUCACCCGCGGGUGGUCAAACUGUACGAUGUGUUUGAGAUCGAUGCCAACUCAUUCUGCACCGUACUGGAGUACUGUGAUGGGCAUGAUUUGGAUUUUUAUCUGAAGCAGCACAAGACGAUACCGGAGAAGGAAGCCCGAUCGAUCAUUAUGCAGGUCGUAUCGGCGCUGAAAUACCUAAACGAGAUCAAGCCCCCUAUUAUCCACUAUGACUUGAAGCCGGGCAACAUCCUGCUAACGGAGGGUAACGUGUGCGGUGAGAUCAAGAUCACGGACUUCGGUCUAUCGAAGGUGAUGGACGAAGAGAACUAUAACCCGGACCACGGUAUGGAUCUAACGUCACAAGGUGCUGGAACAUAUUGGUAUUUGCCUCCAGAGUGCUUCGUUGUCGGCAAGAAUCCACCGAAGAUCUCCUCCAAGGUGGACGUGUGGAGCGUUGGAGUGAUAUUCUACCAAUGUCUGUACGGUAAGAAACCGUUCGGCCACAACCAGUCACAGGCAACGAUUCUCGAAGAGAACACCAUCCUGAAGGCGACUGAAGUGCAGUUCGCCAACAAACCGACUGUCUCGAAUGAGGCAAAGAGUUUCAUUCGGGGAUGCUUGGCCUACCGAAAGGAGGAUCGAAUGGAUGUUUUUGCUCUGGCUAAGCACGAAUAUCUGCAGCCGCCAGUUUCCAAGCACAAUCGAUCGGCGGCCGCGGCCGCAUCCAGUCAAAACCAGCACGGCAGUGGCAACAGUGGAGUCGGUGGUAGCGGUCAGGGUGGCGCAGGAGGUGGCGCCGGUGGUGGUGGUGGCGGAUCCGGUGGUUCCGGAGGCGCCGGGGGCAAUCAAACUGGACAACAAACGUCCUUUUCGACGGGGAUGUUUGGCAACAUGAACCAGUCCAGCUCAUCUUAGCUGAUUUUCAACGGUUGUUUGAAAGGUACGGCUGGUGCUGGUGCUGGCGGGCCUAAUGCUAUUGCUACUUCUGCUGUUGCUGCUGCUGCUGCUUCUACUACUGCUACUACUUCUAUUACUGCGGUUGUUAAUGGAAACUAUGCUGGCAACGCUGUUGCCAAUAUCGCAAUCAACGCCAUCCCGAUCUACGCGAUCGGUAAUCAGACCAACAGUAACAACAAUAACCUAAAAAACAACAACAACAUUUCGCCACCAACGUCAUCCAAUUCACCCAAGUAGGCGCAUGGCGCCAUUUAGAAGAUAACCGAUGUUCGUACUGUAAGUAAAAAAAAAACAAGCAAAUGUGAUGUGCUAAGCAAAACCAGAAACCAAACCCAAUAGAUAACAAACAAACAAAAAAAUAUCCUCGAUCCCAGUUUUUUUUUCGAUACGCAUGAAAACAAUUAAUAACCUGUCAUAGGGAGACGAAGACAUACACACGCACACACAUUCAGAGAACGAAUGCGGAAAUCACCGGAACAUUAGAAGAAAAAAAUAAACAAUUGCACACAGAAGAAGGCAAGAAGGCGGUGGCGUCUCGCAAUUCCUGCUGUACAACCUACAAAACUCCUUGUAAAGUUACAGAAGAAGAAAAAAAAAUGAAUCGAUGUUUGCUGUAAAACAAAAUACUUAAAAAAAAACCCACAGACACACAAAAAAAUAACGUUCAUAAAUGAUGUUCUCGAAAAAACAACAAUAACAUACAACCAAGCGAGAAAGUGGAAAAAAGUGAAGAACAAUUUCUUAUCGAGAGUGAUUGAGCGAGCGCGAAAAAGCAAUUAUCAUUUUGUUUCAUGUGUUCUCUAUACAUUUACGCCUGAAAGGAGAAAAGAAAAGGAUGAAACAAACAGCGUAAACUCGCGAUAAAAACAAAAAAAUUGGUCUGACAGCAGCGAAAAGUAGAGAAUGAAGGAAAAGUGCAUGGCUUACUUUACACUGGUGGACGAAACAUUUGUUAAUUUUUUUUUCAUUAUUUUUGUUUAUUUUACCAUAGCAAGCAAAAUAUUAAGGACGAAAUUAUUCUAUAAACAAAGAUAGGAACAAAUUUGUUUUAUAUUAGACAUCGGCAGGAAAGUCGCGUGCAUUUAACUCUGUAGAAGGAUGGCAACAGUGACAAAAAAUCCCUAAAAUACCUGUAAAUACAUAACUUUCGCGUAGAAUUGUUACAUGUGAUGGCAAAAGAGUGCAAGUCCCACACUUACUCUUAACCACAUGGUCUGUGACCCGGUCGGUUUCAGGGUCGAACCGAGGACAGAGAAAAGUAGCAACAGCAGUCAGUCAAAAGAAGGAGAAACUUAUGUGAGGGGUUGCAGCAUCUUUGCAGAUUUCAGUGAAACUUUGUAAAAUUUGGUGACAGCGGUAAUUCGAGCAUUUUGUCAUACUUAAAAUCUUUUAUGUACUAUGUAUUUAAUACACUUUUAACUGUAUGAAAAACAAUUUGGCAGAUCACAUGGUUUUUGAAUGGAAAAUUUUCAAAAAAAAAAAAUGGCGCUGUCAUCAAAUACAGCAAAAACUCUCACUAAAAUCUGCAAGCGUGCUACCAUCGAAUGGGCAAAUUUGGCGUUGAAUACCUCUCACGUAUGUAAAAAAAAUCCGCACAGCAGAAGCCAAACGGAACAAAAAACCAGAAAUAAAGCAAAAUGAACGAAUGAAUGAACCAAGAUAAAACCGCGAUAGUGGUGAUGUACAUUUACCGAAAAAACGAUGAAAUUGUUGUUUGUUAAUUCCAUUGAAACGAGAAGCAAAAAAAAUAACUAAGCAAAAAAGCAAGAAAGAGUGGCGUGGCUUUAAAGAAGAGAGAGAGAAAAAAGCAUCCACUGUUGUAAUGUGGAUGUGCCAAACAUCUUUUUUUUCGUCACUAUUAUUAUUUCCCCCCCCUUGUAAAUAUAUCGAUUAGUGUUUGUUUUAUCAGUAAUUAAUUACAAACUACAACAGAUUCGCGAAGAUUAGUAGGAAACACACACACAGACUCACAGAGAACUGGACGCUGCGUGAGAAAGAGUGAGAGAGCGAGAGAAUUAAAGAAAGAGAGCGCAGUUACUUCCCUUUCGCAAUAACGUGUGAUUAUCCUCCCCCCUCACCUGUUGCAGCCUCAUCGUUUUGUGAUGAUAAGGCGGCAGGUGUAAAACAGAAUCGAGCAACAUCAGGCCGGAGUUAAAGUAAAAGUUACUGUUUUUUUUUCGUCCUGUACUAGCUUGACGCGAUUUACGAUGAACGCCAGUGGCUCUAGAGAUAUUUCUAUUGGAACUCUUUUUUAUCACCUUGAUAGGGAAAACCAAAUAACGAUUAUGACGAGUGCGCGUGCGAAUGGGAGAUUUGUUUAAUUUUUCUUGAGGGCGAGCGCGCGCGUGAUUGAGUGUGAGUGCGUGCGCGGAACACAUCCUUAAGGAUUAGAUAACAAAGUAAUAACUCGCAGAAGCGGAGAAAAAGCGAAGAACGUCGUGGGUUAUAUGAGCUGUUUUUUCUCUUAAACAUAGUAAACUAUCAAUAGAAAACGUGAACAUAGGUUGAAUUUAAUGCGAUGUAAUCUCUUCUUAAAUUCUUAAGGAAAUGAUAAAGAAACAAAAAAGGUGAUCAAAACUUGAAGUCAACGUUUUACCGAACUCACACAUACAUAGUAGGAUAACAAAAAAAAAAAAAAACAAAUGAAUAAAAAAACACACGUAAAGCGGCGAAAAAAACGUGCGGUGACUUCAAGCGCUGCGCUAGCGAGAGAGCCGCAAAGAAGAAAAUAAAAUGCUUUGAUUCCAAACAACAACUAUUCUGCCCGAAAUACGGUGGACCGCUAGAAGCGGGCCGCUUGCGCUCAAAAGAAACGAAAAAAGCAUGAAAAAAAUGAAAAUCGAAAAAAUAGACGUAAUUUAAAGUCAAGCAAAACCAGCGGACAGAAUAUUCAAAGUAAAAAAAGAAACAGACACACACCCAUUAAGAAAAAAAAAACAAACAACAAAACAAGCUUAUUAUUAGAAGUUGAAAUAUCAAGUUUAGUGGUUACAUGCAAAUAAUCAAUAAUGAAGAAGACACACACACAGAACGAAAGAGAGGAUGCUAGCCAGAGGUCAUGCGUAAAAGAAUAAACUAAAUUAUAGGUACUAUAGGACGUUACAAGUGAAGGGGAGGGAAACGCGAACGCGCGCGCUUUUGUAUGUGUGUGUGUUUGUGUGAGUGGUUGCGCCUGUGUGUGUUACACGUACAUGCGUUGUAAACAAAACAGAAAAAAACGCAUGUGGCUAGCGCGAUCAUAAAAUUAAGCAAGCCUACUACUGCUAGUAGUAGCAGCAGUAGUAGGCACUGCCCCAAACACAAGAGAGAUACAUGCAAAAAAAGCAAGCAAAGAGCAUGGAGCAGAUUGAGAGCAGAAAAAAAUCGUGAAUGUCGAUGAAAACACAACACAUUUAAUAAAUUUAAAGUAAUACCUAUUAAAAAAAACCUAUUAAUAAUUAAUGAAAAAAAAAACACAUACAGAUAAAUAAUUAUAAUAAAUUAUUUAAGAUAUGAAAAACUUCUAUAUGUAAUAAUUAUUAAAAAAUUAAAAUAAAAAAUAAACUAUUAUUUGAA
Messenger RNA from Wyeomyia smithii (pitcher-plant mosquito), 9514 nucleotides. It is a transcript of the gene Tlk, whose product is annotated as serine/threonine-protein kinase tousled-like 2. The record is from RefSeq and is a predicted model, not a curated record. NCBI's taxonomy places the organism in Eukaryota, Metazoa, Arthropoda, Insecta, Diptera, Culicidae. Bases 2675 to 5917 code for a protein of 1080 amino acids. The transcript is spliced from 8 exons. Gene Ontology annotation, molecular function: protein serine/threonine kinase activity; ATP binding. Gene Ontology annotation, biological process: peptidyl-serine phosphorylation; chromosome segregation; intracellular signal transduction. Gene Ontology annotation, cellular component: nucleus.